Diatraea saccharalis (sugarcane borer) is the source of this 1247-nucleotide messenger RNA. The record is from the annotation of a GenBank genome assembly. Lineage: Eukaryota; Metazoa; Arthropoda; Insecta; Lepidoptera; Crambidae.
CGUAAUAUUUUUUUUAUCGUAAGCUUUAGUAGUUUCAUUGUUGAACUGGUAUAGGCGCCAACUGGUUAACUCACUAUUACCUUUUUUUGGUGAUUUUAAAUUCCAAAAUGAUUAAAUUAGUCGGCUUAUCACGAGCAUUUUCGAGUUCCUCUUCUAUGAACUCAAUAAAAACACUAACUGUGGUUGGCGGCGGCCUUAUGGGCUCGGGUAUCGCUCAGGUAGCAGCUCAAGCAGGUCAAGAAGUGAUAAUUGUUGAUGUCAAACCAGAGUUGUUGGAUAAAGCACAGAAAUCUAUACAUACAAAUUUGACCAGGGUUGGUAAGAAGCUCUAUAAAGAUGAGUCUGCUAAAAUUGAGAAAUUUGUAAGUGAGUCAUUUAACAAGAUAAAGGUCUCCACUAAUAUAGAAGAUGGAGCAAAAUCUGAUCUCAUCAUUGAAGCAAUAGUAGAGCAGCUGAAACCAAAACAAGAGCUGUUCAAAAAACUAGAUGAGCUGUCUCCUGCACACACCAUAUUUGCUACCAAUACUUCAUCAAUUUCGGUCAAUGAAAUAGGAGCUGAUAUCAAAAGAAAGGACAGGUUUGGUGGUUUACAUUUUUUCAACCCUGUACCAGUGAUGCGUCUCCUGGAGGUGAUCAAGUGUGAUGAAACAUCUUAGGCGACAUAUGACGCCAUGAUGCUGUGGGGCAAAACCAUCGGCAAGACCUGCAUCACCUGUAAAGACACCCCAGGCUUUGUUGUCAACCGCUUACUUGGACCUUACAGUGCAGAAGCUAUAAGACAGUAUGAGAGAGGUGACGCUACAAAAGAAGACAUCGACAUUGGCAUGAAGUUAGGCGCGGGUUACCCGAUGGGUCCGUUCGAGUUGGCCGACUAUACCGGGCUGGACACCAACAAGUUUGCAUUGCAGGUCAUGUACGAGAAGACGAAGAAUCCAGUGUUCGAACCUAUCGCUCUCCUCGACAAAAUGGUUGCCGAGGGGAAGCUGGGCAUCAAGAGUGGAGAAGGUUUCUAUAAAUACAAGAAAUGAAUGUUUUUUUAAUUUUACUUUACUUCAGUCAUUUAUAAUGUAUGUAUAAAAUUGUAAAACACUAACUGUCCCGUGUUUUGGUACUUUAAAGAUUAAAAGUUUGUAUGUCAAAAUGUUACAUUUUUAUCAUCUUGUUUGUAUAAAUAGAGACUACAAAUACUGAAAAAUUACUUUAAGCGAGUGAAACGUUUUUAUAAAUAACGUGAUCGAUGGUGGAUC